Messenger RNA from Mollisia scopiformis, 1467 nucleotides. RefSeq lists its product as uncharacterized. The transcript has 3 exons. NCBI's taxonomy places the organism in Eukaryota, Fungi, Ascomycota, Leotiomycetes, Helotiales, Mollisiaceae. The record is from RefSeq and is a predicted model, not a curated record. Bases 1 to 1455 code for a protein of 484 amino acids.
AUGGCUGAUACACAUAACCACGUGCCCGACCACAUCUGCAUGAUGGAGGGUCCUGAUCCAGAGUUAUCUAUCUCCACUUCGCAAUUCGACGACCUUCGAGACGACCUUCGCCGCGCUGAUGAUGAGAUCUCGAGACUGCAAGCUUUACUCCGAGAGAACAACAUCGAUUAUAGAAGAGUACACCGCCCAUCACAGAGCGAAAGCCUCGACAACAGUCAAGACUCAGAGUUGGAAGUUGGAGAGAAGCUUCCGGAUUUGCCGCAAGAGAUCAUGUUCCAGAUCCUUGGGUACUCACUCACGAGCUCUACCACUCUUACCGAUCCAUUCUACAAAGGCCGCAAAUCCAAUAUGACUCCAGAGGAGCAAUUUGCCCGCAAAAAGAUCAACGUCAACUUCCUUGCUACCAGUAAGGUAUUCAGGGACGAAGGAAAGGCUCUUAUACUCAAGAACAAUGAUAUCGUGUUUACUCAGGUCGCCGCACUCGCCAAUUUCGCGAAGAUUCCUGCGGCCCUGCGCGUGAAAAUCGACCAUGUCACCCUUCGAGUCGUCGGACGUUACUACGGAGACAAAGCAAAGAAGGAGUUUAACAUGCAAGAAGAAAGCAGGUAUCAUGCACUAGUUCCGAAGUUCAAGAUCCCUUUGCUGGCACGACCAAAAGGUAUGAUCAAGGAGCAUGGCAUCCACGCAUACUGCUACAUGCAAGUCGGCGACUUCUUGAAAGCACUCUUUGUUCCUCGUCGAAUUUCAAAUGGCAGACAGUACAAGCUUCUGCCUUCCUUGAAGACGAUGCGCAUGGAUCUCAUCAAUUUCAGUGAUCACCUGGUAUUGGGCCGUACUUACUUCACGCCCAUCAUUCGAUGGCACCUCAAUAAGUUCCUCGACGAACUCCUCGUGACGGGAGGAUCGCUUGGAGGUGAAGAGGAUGAAGAGAUGUAUGUGUUGCGAAAUUUGGUGAGCAAUGGAGGAUUGUUCUCUGAAAAUGGUGCCGUGUUCAUUUCUGUCCCGGGUGGUCUGAAGCCCCUGCCACCUUAUGGAAUCACUCAUGAACUUGUACGCUCUGAAGAGGUUCCGAUGAAAUCUUUCCAGAAAUACCACCCUGAAGGUGGAACUCCUCCAAAGUCUCACCCCGAGAGAAAGACAGUAUUCAAAUGGGCUGCCGAUAGCUUGUCUGAAAGAAAGAGAUGGAUCGAGUUCGAUUAUCUCACUGGCGAAGAGCUUACCCCUGAUUGGAACGAUAUUGAGAGUGAGAUUGAUUCGGAGGAUAUGUAUGAUGAAUCAGAGGACGAGGGUGAUGGUUCGGACUUCGACCAUGGCUCAUAUGAUUCGAGUUCUUCAAACCAUCUACUUGGCACGGACGAUUUUUAUGCGGGUUCAGAUGAUGGGUUUGAAAGUGCUGUGGAGACUCUCGAACCUAUUUUCAAGAGCCAGGUUGUUGUCGACGAAACGACUGACUGAACUGCUAGGGCC